AUGACUCGGACGAAGAUAAAUGCUGGGGAUCAGCCUUGGUUGAACGACCGAGAGAACACCGCUCUGCAGUCCCAUGUUGAGGACUGGGGGAAGGCGAGUGGGACCGAGAGACGACAAAUCUUCAAAGCGGCUGCCAGAGAAGCCAGACUCUUGGCUCCAAAGAUGGACCAAGAGCUCUUGAAGCAACGAAAAGAGAAAUACAGGCAGUGGUUCCACAACCACAAGAAACACAAGGCCAAUGCCAAAGCGCCAACGAAGCUGCAAAAAAAAUGGACAGCACGCCAAGUAAUUGAAGAGCAGCGCAAGGCCGACAUUCUUCAGCAAAUACAUGAAGAAAUCGAGGAGGAGACUGGGCAGAAGCCUGAGCAGAAAGAAAUCUUCAGGAGGUAUCAACCCACUAUGACGGCAAUCAUGAAAGGGCUGGGUGACAAUGAGUUGGAGGAAGCCCAGGCGAAGGCUGACGAGUGGACAAAUCAAGCACCUGACCCUGCAGUCCAGGCCAAGACGGCUAGGAAGAAGGGUGAAAAGAUGAUCAAGCACUUCGCAAAGGAGAUGUUUACUCAGGCCGGUAUGAGACUCUUUGUAUUGGGUUCCUGGAAGGAUGAGAAGGGCAGCCUACUUACAUCCAGGCAAGUUGAUACAGUCGGUCGAUUUGACUUCAAUGAACACCUUGGGAUAGGCUCCAGCUUCAUGAAAUGCAAGGACUGGCAGGUCAUCUUACCGGCAUGGGAAGAUUUCAUAGGUGAUGCAUUCAACCAGGAUCAAGACCAGGACGGCACGCUGCUCGGAGGCACUCGCCGGGUUCCCAAGCCUUACCAUGAGUUCGACCUGGACCGCAUGGGUUUGCCGAUGUUGCCCGAUAUUGAGGGCGUGUCUCUUGACGCCAAGAAGGGAAUGAUUCGGUCAUUUCUCACCAUUCAUUACUCAUCAUCUGAUGCCCACCGCCACAGGAAUAUGCUGUGGAAAGCCGAAGGUCCCAGUGCCUUGGAGUGA
Molecule: messenger RNA, 993 nt
Organism: Suillus discolor
Lineage: Eukaryota; Fungi; Basidiomycota; Agaricomycetes; Boletales; Suillaceae
Exons: 5
Coding region: 1-993 (330 amino acids)
Source: RefSeq, a predicted model, not a curated record